Molecule: messenger RNA, 3038 nt
Organism: Gadus macrocephalus (Pacific cod)
Lineage: Eukaryota; Metazoa; Chordata; Actinopteri; Gadiformes; Gadidae
Product: zinc finger protein 699-like
Exons: 2
Coding region: 1405-2664 (419 amino acids)
Source: RefSeq, a predicted model, not a curated record
AUUGCAUCCAUGCAAGCAAACGACCUGGAUCAACUGAGAAUGUACUCGAUUCUAACUGCGCUGAAAAGCCUGGUCCUCUUUGGAAAAGCAUCAUGACCAGCGCCCUGUUAAAACACAAGUCAAAUUUGGGAGUAGCAUUUCAAAGAUGGAAUCAGUCAAGAGCCCAGAAGGGUUUCAAGACAGAUUCCCCAUAAGCUGGUUUAUCAUUCUCAAACAUCAAUGAAUUCAAAAUGUAUAAAUGUUAGCUGAUCAGCUUACAGGGAAGGACACGUUGUCGCUUGUUAUUGUCAAAAUAGAAUAAUUGCGCUUCUCUCGCAUGUCAUGUUGUGCUCAGAUCAUUUUGCGCUGGUGUUCGUUCAGUGUCCUCCACCUGGCCCCCGCUUGAGCUUUGAGUCUAGGGGGGAGGGUGCUGGAGGAGACAUCCCUCUCCAAAACUCUGAAUCUUUGUCUGCAGUACACAUUUUAAACCCUCUAUGUCAAUGGUACAUUUAAAUAGUUUAUUUCCUGUGUACAAAUACACACUUCCUCCUUCUAUGCAAACAGUGUAUCAAAACAAUGACUGUCUUUUUUUUCUCCCUCUGCAGAAGACUGCGAUGCCUUUGGAGACCGUAGCACGCAGCGCGGCGCCACCUCGGAGAGUCUGGGCGUGGACGCCCCUGGCUCCUCCCACCUGGCCAGACACAGGGAGGAGCUGAAGAUUCUGAUCAUCCAUGAAAAAGGGGAGGGUAGACUGGCGAUAGACGGCCAUGACACCCUCUUAACCCCGUCAGAAGUGGAGGCCCUGAACUCGCUGUCUGCGGACCACAGCGCGGCCAAGAGCCUGGAGCGCGGCGAGCGGCUGGUCUGCCGCGAGGAGCUGAGUGUGCAGGUUGGAAAUCAUCUUCUUAUUCAGCAUCCAAAUGAGAGGCUUCCUCUGUUACAACUCCAGCACACACCCUUAUAAAGCACACUCCUCUAUGAAUUAAUGUUCCGUAAGUGUAGCCUGCCUAUUGCCAGACUCGUUGGUCUGGGGAAGCUGCUGUCAUUGUCUUCAGCACAAGAGGCUUGAUCAACUUGUUCAACUGACUCUGUCCCCAAAUGGCUGCUUAACGUCGCUUCCCUGUCGUCAUUGUGUUCAACCAGCCAAUAGGGCGCCAGGGGGAGAACUAACCAACUUGGUGAUUGGCUCCUCCAAAAACGUAUCGGAAGCAGAAAGAAAUGAUUUGCUCUUCUCCAGACCCUUCCACAGGGCGGAUUCAAAUCACCGUCAGAACAGGCUGGGGGCACCCAGUCUAUCAUAGGUGGGGAUUAACAACUAUUCCGUGCAAAUGAAAGAAUUUGUCUUGCGUGUGUUUCCCUCUUUUUGGAAAGCAGCAGACCCCAGACACCAUUUCAAUCAAGAUUGAAGAGGAUAUUGGUGGAGGCAUGCCCGCUGUAGAAGACGGCAAUGACAUCAGAGACUGCAGCACGCAGCGCGGCGACACCUCAGAGAGUCUGGGUGUGGACGCCCCUGGCUCCUCCCACAUGGCCAGUCACAACGGGGAGCUGCGGAUCCUGAGCGUCUACGGAAAAGGGGAGGGCCCACUGGCGGUGGACGGCCAUGACACCCUCUUCACCACGUCAGAACCGGAGGCCUUGAGCUCGCUGUCCGUGGACCGCAGCGUGGCCAAGAGCCUGAACUGCUGCGUGCGGUUGGUCCGCCUUGAGGAGCUGACUGGGCAUCGGGGCGGCUGCAAGGGCCGGCCCGGUGUCUUGUGUGGCAAGGUUUUUCCCAAUAAUGACAAUAUGAUCGUUCACAUGAGGACAAAACCCGACGAGAAGCCGUACGGGUGUGACCAAUGCACGAAGAGCUUCAUUGGGAAAGUAAACUUGGAGAUCCACAUGAGGACUCACACCGGAGAGAAGCCCUACAAGUGCGACCAAUGCAUGAAGCUCUUCAGUCUGAACUGUCACUUGAAGAGGCACAUGAGGACUCACACCGGGGAGAAGCCCUACAGGUGCGACCAAUGCAUGAAGCUCUUCAUAUCGAAAACGCACUUGAAGAGCCACAUGUGGACUCACACCGGGGAGAAGCCCUACAAGUGUGACCAUUGCGCAAAGCGCUUUGGACAAACAAACGCCCUUCGAAUCCACAUUAGGACUCACACCGGGGAGAAGCCCUACAAGUGUGACCAUUGCGCAAAGCGCUUCAGACAGACAAGCCAGCUUACGGGCCACAUGAGGACUCACACCGGGGAGAAGCCCUACAAGUGCGACCAAUGCGCAAAGCGCUUCUUAACGAUAAGCCACCUUAAGAGCCACAUGUGGACUCACACCAGGGAGAAGCCCUACAAGUGUGACCAAUGCGCAAUGCGCUUCGAACAGACAAGCACCCUUCAGAUCCAGAUCCACAUGAGGACUCACACCGGGGAGAAGCUCUACAAGUGUGACCAAUGUACGAAGCUCUUCAUUCGGAAAGACAAGCUGAAGAUCCACAUGAGGACUCACACCGGGGAGAAGCCCUUCAACUGUGACCAAUGCGCAAAGCGCUUCAGACAGAGAGGCAGCCUAAAUGUCCACAUGAGGACUCACAACCGCGAGAAGCCCUACAAGUGUGACCAAUGCACGGAGCGCUUCAUUUAUAAAGCCUGCCUGAAGAGCCACAUGAAGACUCACACCGGAGAGAAGCCCUACAGUACAAUUUAAUCCCUUUUAGCAAAUUCAGCCCUUUUUAUUUAUUGUACCAAUGAGAAGGCAGACAAUACAUCUGUUAUAUCAACUAAACUUCAGAUCUCAGCUCAGUUCAUCUUUAAAGCCUGCCUCCCACCCAGCUUCGACCCCCACCAGUUUGACUAUCGAUCAAAUGGAUCAACGGAGGACGCCAUAGCCAUAGUUCUACCUUGUAUGAUGACAAAGUAUUCUAUUCUAUAAACAGGGUUUAUAUCAUUUAUAUAUAAUUGUAUAUAUUAAACUUACGCUUGAUAUUUCGACACUGUCGUUACCUCUACCUUCGUUAUUAGAAAAAGCCUGCAAAGUUGACCUGUGAAAUAGACUGCAAUUAAACCCCACAUUAUACAUGA